Solea senegalensis (Senegalese sole) is the source of this 1588-nucleotide messenger RNA. RefSeq names its product EGF-like repeat and discoidin I-like domain-containing protein 3. Lineage: Eukaryota; Metazoa; Chordata; Actinopteri; Pleuronectiformes; Soleidae. The coding region runs from base 422 to 1588 and encodes 388 amino acids. The record is from RefSeq and is a predicted model, not a curated record. The transcript has 10 exons. Gene Ontology annotation, molecular function: calcium ion binding.
UUGGAGCAUUGAGAUUGCAACGUCGCUCUCUCCACCACAUCUCACCAUUGCGGUAGGAGCGGGCAAAACACAUUCACCAUCAUCAUCAUCAGCAGCAGCAGCAGCAGAAACAGCAGCAGCAGUAACAGCAUUGGGAAAGAGAGGGAGGGAGAGAGAGAGAGAGAGAGAGAGAGAGAGAGACCUUGCAGGCAUCGCUCACUUGUUCCUGCGCGUCACAAUCCAGGAGGCGAGUGUUCUCUCGCUCUCUGCCUGAGUUUAUCGCACAUCAGGAGGAGGACGUUAAACCAGGGAAGGACAUAGAACCACAGCUCUCGGGUCGGUCAGUCCUGCAGCGCAGCCACACAGCGAAGCGGGGUGGACAACUUUUGGCUCUUGCCUUCUCCGUAACCUUGGAAGUCGGACCCGAUCGUUGCGAGAGAGGAUGAUGGGACCGCUGCUCCUUUCCAUCGCCCUGUGCGUGAGCGCCGCUGUCCCGCAGCAUGUGGAAGCAGAUGGUGAGGAACCAACUUCAGCAGGGCCUUGCCAUCCAAACCCUUGCCACAACAGGGGAACAUGUGAGAUCAGUGAGACCUACAGGGGCGACACUUUCAUAGGCUACGUCUGCAAGUGUCCACCAGGCUUCAGUGGAGUUCACUGCCAACACAAUAUUAAUGAAUGUGAGAGGGAUCCAUGCAGGAAUGGGGGUAUUUGCAAGGAUCUGGUCGCCAACUAUUCCUGUGAAUGUCCAGGGGAGUACAUGGGGAGAAACUGUCAAUACAAAUGCUCUGGACCGCUGGGCAUGGAGGGCGGGAUAAUCUCCAACCAACAGAUAACGGCCUCUUCUACCCACCGCGCUCUCUUCGGCCUGCAGAAGUGGUACCCUUACUUUGCGCGCCUCAACAAGAAGGGCCUGGUCAACGCCUGGACCGCUGCCGAAAAUGACAGAUGGCCAUGGAUCCAGAUCAAUCUGCAGCGGAGAAUGAGGGUCACGGGCCUAAUUACCCAGGGUGCAAAGCGCAUCGGCAGCCCAGAGUACGUCAAGUCUUACAAAGUUGCCUACAGUGAUGAUGGAAAGACCUGGAGAACGUACAAAGUCAAGGGCAAAGAUGACGAUAUGAUUUUCAGAGGCAACGUUGAUAACAACACUCCAUCAGCCAACUCCUUCACCCCUCCCAUUGAAGCCCAGUAUGUGCGCAUGUACCCCCAAGUCUGCAGGAGGCACUGUACCCUACGCAUGGAGCUGCUCGGUUGCGAGCUAACAGGUUGUUCAGAGCCACUGGGAAUGAAGUCCGGCCAUAUCCAGGACUACCAGCUCACGGCCUCCAGCAUCUUCAGGACGCUCAACAUGGACAUGUUCACCUGGGAACCAGGGAAAGCCCGUUUGGACAAACAAGGCAAGGUCAACGCUUGGACGGCUGGACACAGUGACCAGUCACAGUGGCUACAGAUGGACCUGCUCGUGCCAACCAAGGUCACAGGCGUCAUCACCCAGGGAGCUAAAGACUUUGGCCACGUCCAAUUUGUUGGCUCGUACAAAAUCGCUUACAGUAACGACGGAGAGCGGUGGAGUAUAUAUCAAGACGAGAAACAAGGAAAGGACAAGAUCUGA